AUGAAGGUAGAUUUUUGUUUACUUACUCUUGUUCAUAGUAUGUAAUCUAUAUAAUUUUUUGGCUAAAUUUCUUAUGGCCGUUAUACGCGCCAUUUUCAUAUGAAAUUUCAAAUUAUGAAGUUGCCACACUAAAAUCUGCGUUUUGAACCUAUAUUUUGUUUCCACAUACCAAAUCAAAAUUACAUGCAUAUGCAUGAUAAGAAAUAAAUGCAACGCAUUAUAAGAAUUAGUAGUAUUAAAAUUAAUACCCUUAAAAAUUAAAGAAAAAAUAUAUUUUGAUUAUGCCAACUCUUAUCAUAGAAAGCAUUAGCAUUUUUAUAUCCACCUUAUUGAUCAACCUUAUAUACACAGUGAUUUCUCCAUUCUACCCCAUAAUUGCGCAAGAUAAAGGAAUGCCUGACUGAUUGGUAGGCGUGGUCUUUAUGAUCAUGCCUGCAUGUGGCUUUUUAGUCUCACCAACGAUCGGAGAAAAUCUUUCUCACAUUGGUCGUAGAAAUGUUCUCGCUCUUGGAAUGGUUUUUGGUGUAACUUAUAUAUAGGCAAUAUCUUUGAUCAUUCUUACUAUAGUCUCAAACUAUUCACUAACGAUUUUUACUUUUCUAAGUCUAGUAUCCAGAGCUUUGGGAGGUAUAGGAGUUUCAGCGGUUUAUAUCGCAGGAUUUUCAAUUAUAGUUAACGAUUAUAACAGCACAAAAGACCAAAAUAUAUCGACUUUAGAAGUUUUCUCUGGCUUUGGUAUGAUGAUUGGGCCUGUCUUUGGCUCAUUCUGCUAUAACUUUCUGGGAGCAGGUGGUUGUUUCACACUGUCAGCAAUACUCCAUUUAUUGCCUUUACCGAUGAUUCUGAUGUAUAUUAAAAACAAAAGUCCAGAAAUCGAAGAAAAAGAAGAAAUCACUUGUUGGGGAUUAUUAAAAAAGAGGAGCAUAUUUUUAGAUAUAAUGGUAGGGCUAUUCACAAAUAUUGUAUAUAAUUUCUUUGAUCCUUGUUUAGGACCAUUCUUGAAGAAUGAAGGAUACUCUGACCUGGAGAUUGGCUAUGUUUUUAUGGCGUCUACUAUUGCUUAUACAUUAGGCAGUAUAUAUUUAGUUUUUUAUUUAAAAAAUGCAAACAAGCAUUUGCUAAUGCUAAUAAGUGUAGCUUUAGCGAUUAUUGGGCUAGCAAUGACAGGCCCUUUAGAACAAAUAAUGAAACAGCCAAUUCUUUCUGCAUUGGGGAUGUGCUUAAUAGCUCUUGGAGGCUGCUUAGGAUUUAUAAUUCCUUUGCCGUAUAUUUUAGACUCUGCAGAAGAUCUUGGAAUCCCUGAAGGCUCUCAGUUGUAUGAUUCUUUGUCUACAGUUUUUAAUUGUUCAAUAAGCUUGGGAGAAAUUCUUGGUCCUUUAUUUGCAGGAAUUUUGGUUUCUAUGAUUGGGUUUUCAAGCAGCUGUACUCUGAUGGGUAUUUUUGGAUUUAUAUUUUUAAUAUGAUACGUAGCUCUCAGAAAAACUAAUCCAUCAAAAUUGAAUAUUGUAAACACAUAUACUCCUGAGGCAUCAAUUGAAAUGGCUUCCUUACAUGAAGUUUAA
Molecule: messenger RNA, 1562 nt
Organism: Blepharisma stoltei
Lineage: Eukaryota; Ciliophora; Heterotrichea; Heterotrichida; Blepharismidae
Source: the annotation of a GenBank genome assembly